This is a messenger RNA of Cajanus cajan (pigeon pea), 2822 nucleotides long. RefSeq names its product amine oxidase [copper-containing] gamma 2. Gene Ontology annotation, molecular function: primary methylamine oxidase activity; copper ion binding; quinone binding. The record is from RefSeq and is a predicted model, not a curated record. Gene Ontology annotation, biological process: amine metabolic process. NCBI's taxonomy places the organism in Eukaryota, Viridiplantae, Streptophyta, Magnoliopsida, Fabales, Fabaceae.
CCAAUGUCGUGUUGUGGGAAAGCUGUGACAAUGUCUCAAAUGCUGCUUUGUUUACCAUAUAUUUCCAAUCCUAAACCAGUCAUGCACACACUCUUUUAAGAAGCAUAUCAACGCUGUGACUGUUGACCCCUCACUUCACUAUUCUUGGACCCUUCUGAGCAAUAAUAGAGAAAUAAGUCUCUGCUAUCUGGUGGGUUUAUAACCUCACCUGGAAGUGGUUUAUGUUUCAUCGUGCAUCUGUGGAAGGAGAAGAGAUUAAGGUCUAUGCUUUUCAACAUGAUGAGAUUACUGAGAUUACUGGACAGUAUAUGUAUAAUGUCUCUGAGUAUAUAUACUCGCGUGAACCCGUGAAGCUUUCAUCUUUGGUCUAAAGCUAAAACAUAGUACACCAGCCUUAAACUCUUGCUCGUGAUAUCUCUCUCUCUCUCUGUCCAUGGAGGCCAAAAACUUGUGGCGGUUCCUCGUUCUUCCAAUCGGUGUGCUGCUAUUUCUUCUUCUCACCUGGUUUCACCUUCCCAACAAGGGGGCUCUAGACUGCAACCUUUACUCUGGAUGGUGCACCUCAAAGAACCGUUUCUACUCUUCAUCACAGGCUAAUCAGAUUAAGAAACCAUCUUUUUCCAGUUAUAACAACCAACACCAUGAAUCUGAGAUUCCUCAGCACCCUCUUGACCCUCUAACCAUCCAAGAGUUCAACAGGGUCCGCACCAUCCUCUCCACCCACCCUCUCUUCAAGUCCUCAUCGAAAUACACUCUCAACUCCAUCGUGCUUGAAGAACCGGACAAAAAACUAGUCCUGAAAUGGAAAAAGGGUGAUGCACCCUUGCCUAGGAAGGCUUCUGUGGUUGCUGUUGUGAAGGGUGUAUCUCAUGUGCUCACUGUGGACCUUGAAACUGGCUUGGUAACCGAUUAUGAAUAUUCGGUUUCAGGGUACCCCACCAUGACCGUGGAAGACAUGGUGGGUGUACUAGAGGUUCCCCUUAAGAGCAUUGAGUUCAACCGCUCAAUCACUAAACGUGGUGUCAAGUUAGCAGACCUGGAAUGUUUGCCAAUCUCUUCAGGGUGGUAUGGGACACAAGUGGAGGAGAAUAGAAGGUUGAUUAAGGUGCAGUGCUAUUCCAAAGAAGGGACAGUUAACUUCUACAUGAGACCAAUUGAGGGUGUCACUGCCUUGGUUGACAUGGAUAGAAAAGAGGUGGUGACUAUUUCAGACAAUGGUGAGAACAUCCCUGUGGCGAAUGGGAUCAACACUGACUACCGUUACUCCAUUCAGAAGCUGAAUGGAGAGUUGAGGCUUCUGAAUCCAAUAUCAUUGGAGCAACCAAAAGGUCCAAGCUUCACAGUUGAAGGGCACUUGGUGAAAUGGGCAAAUUGGGAGUUCCAUGUGAGGCCUGAUCCAAGAGCUGGAACCAUCAUUUCAGAAGUGAAGGUGAGGGACCCUGAUACAUCAGAGCUUAGGAAUGUGAUGUACAAAGGGUUCACAUCAGAGCUAUUUGUGCCAUACAUGGAUCCCACAGAAGGAUGGUACUUUAAGACAUACAUGGAUGCAGGUGAGUAUGGAUUUGGGUUGCAGGCAAUGCCACUAGACCCUUUGAAUGAUUGUCCUAGGAAUGCUUACUACAUGGAUGCUGUAUUUGCCUCUUCUGAUGGAACACCAUAUCUCCAACCCAACAUGAUUUGCAUCUUUGAGAGAUAUGCUGGUGACAUUGCGUGGAGACAUGCUGAGUGCCCCAUCACUGACCUCAAGGUAACAGAAGUGAGGCCAAAGGUAACACUAGUGGUUAGGAUGGCAGCAGCGGUGGCAAACUAUGACUAUAUCGUGGAUUGGGAAUUUCAAACUGAUGGGUUAAUCAGAUCAAAGGUUGGACUAAGUGGUAUCUUGAUGGUGAAAGGCACUACCUAUGAGAAUAUGGACCAAGUCCCAAACCAAGAAUAUCUCUAUGGAACCCUUUUGAGUGAAAACAUUAUUGGUGUAAUCCAUGAUCAUUUUAUCACAUAUUACCUAGAUAUGGACGUUGAUGGCUCUGACAAUUCAUUUGUCAAGGUAAAGUUAAAGAAGCAAGAGACUUCUCCAGGAGAAUCACCCAGAAAGAGUUACCUAAAAGCUGUGAGAAAAGUGGCAAAAACAGAGAAAGAUGCUCAAAUAAAACUUAAACUAUAUGACCCAUCUGAAUUUCAUGUGGUAAAUCCAUUGAAGAAGACAAGGGUGGGGAAUCCUGUUGGGUACAAAUUGGUUCCAGGUGCCACAGCAGCUACCUUGCUUGAUCCAGAAGAUCCACCACAAAAAAGAGCAGCUUUUACCAAAAAUCAAAUAUGGGUCACACCUUACAACAAAAGUGAGCAAUGGGCUGGAGGCUUGUUUGUUUACCAAAGCCAAGGCGAUGAUACUCUUCAAGUGUGGUCCAACAGGGAUCGUUCUAUUGAGAAUAAGGACAUUGUCUUGUGGUAUACAGUGGGGUUCCAUCACAUACCAUGUCAAGAGGACUACCCUAUCAUGCCCACUGUAUCAUCAAGUUUUGAUCUGAAGCCUGUUAAUUUCUUCGAGAGAAAUCCAAUCCUUAGAGUACCUCCUAAUUUCCAAGAUGAUUUACCUGUUUGCAAGGCUCAUGAUUCAGCUUGAGAUUCCAACCCUUGGUUUUAGUUUAACUACAUGCGUGCUUUUGUUUAUACAUGUAGCAAAUGAUGCCAAAACUUAGCUUCAAAUAAUUAGUAAGGUCAGGGUCAAACUUUGACUAUUAUGUUAAAAUUGUGGAAUGUGACUCGAAUCAUUAAAAAUAAAAAUUAAAAAUUGUCCAAUAUAUGUAUCCUGCUAUUGUUGUUAA